Molecule: messenger RNA, 3177 nt
Organism: Seriola aureovittata
Lineage: Eukaryota; Metazoa; Chordata; Actinopteri; Carangiformes; Carangidae
Gene: cabp1a
Product: calcium binding protein 1a
Exons: 7
Coding region: 776-1975 (399 amino acids)
Molecular function (GO): calcium ion binding
Source: RefSeq, a predicted model, not a curated record
CAAAUGACAUGAUAUGAAAUGAAAUACAGGCAGAGACACAACAGCAUGACCCCUGUGAAAUCCAGUAGUUUGUGUUCACUUGACUUUUGGACAUUUGGGGAUAUUUUUAUUAGUAGUUUAAUUCAAUAGGAUGAAAUGGGUCCAUUAAGACAGAAAAACACUAAGUAUUAUACUGUCUCUGAUGCCAAACCAAUAUCUGUGACCACACAAACCACAUAAUAUAGAAUUAGAAUAGAAUUAACUCUUUGCUGACAAAAUUUCAGGGAUGUGUUAAAGCUCGCAGUAGCUCAUUGAUUUCCAUUGGUUUUUUGUUUUGUUUUUUGUUUUUUUACCGACCCAUGAGAAUAACUAUAUUUUUUCUGCCUACAGUGGAUCAUGAGAUCUCAGUCGAUAUCCGAGCUCCUAAUGGAGCAAAUUUUCAUUUCACGGGGCUCUGGGAUUUUAUCUGUCUGGUUUGUCUUUGUCAUGGGAAAGUUUGCCGACCACUGGCAGCCUAUACCUUACUACCGUCCCCACCCACGUCAUCGCCACGAUGCCAGAGACAAGCAUCCACAUCAAUGAAAAGGUGACGCGCUCUGCAGCGACGUGUGUGCCCCCUCCGUUCCUCUGUCUGUGCGCGCUCCGCCUGCGCUGCCUCACAUCAGCCAGGUGGUGAAAUGUAGCUUAAGUUAACGCGGGCAGGCGCUGCUGGAGAAUAUGGGUCGACAAUGGGGAGAAAGCGGCAACUGAUGUCGAGGAUCAGCCCGCCGGGAUAGACUAGACCAGAUCCGCAGCUAUGAGCUCCUCUUUUCCAAAAUCUGAAUCAACAACCUCCUUGUUGAAAUCAUCUUCGGCGGCGAGGAGACCGACACACCUCCCCGAACGUACCGCAGAGAGCCGGAGAAGUCAGCAUCACCAUCAGCAUCAGCACCAGCAUCACCACCGUCUUGCUGCACUCCAGAGCAGCAGCAGCAAAGCCGAGGAGUCCUUCUGGUCGGCCGAGUGCGACAUCAGUGCCCGGAGACCCCUGUGCCACCCCUCCCUCCUCGGCAGCCAGGACAGUAGUACUAACGCAGCCGCUCGGGACAAGUGCAAGUCACAUGCCCCUCACAGCCAAGUUCCCGACCCGCCGGAGCCCAACGGCGAGGCGGGCCGAGGUGUGAGGGAGCGCUGCAGGUCAUCCAAACCCACACACCGGCACCACCACCGCAGGAAGCACAACCGGGAGGACCGUCCGCCGGCAGCAGGCGCGCCGGAACCCGAGCAUCGCCGCCGCUGUCACACUCACACCCGCCCGAUCCCCAGGGUGCCCUCACUGUCGGACAGCAACGACGACAGGGCUCCUCUCUGCGAACCCAGGGACCACAAGGGGGCCAGUUUAGCAAAUACUGGCGCUCAGGUCAUCAGUCCCUCCCCGUCCUCAUGCUCCCUGGCCCCGCUGUCCAGCAGGUCCUCUCGUCGCUCCCGGAGGUCCAGCGCUGCUUCUUCUGCAUCCGAUAUCAAUUUACGCACCAUCCUUAACUCACUCUUUGGGCAGGACAGAGAGCUGCGGCCAGAAGAAAUGGAUGAGUUGCGGGAUGCUUUUAAAGAGUUUGACAAGGACAAGGACGGUUUCAUCAGCUGUAAAGACCUAGGAAACUGUAUGAGAACCAUGGGAUACAUGCCCACUGAAAUGGAGCUGAUUGAACUGAGCCAACAGAUAAACAUGAACUUGGGAGGUCAUGUUGAUUUUGAGGAUUUUGUAGAGCUGAUGGGCCCAAAACUCCUCGCCGAAACUGCAGACAUGAUCGGAAUAAAAGAGUUGAAAGAUGCGUUUAGAGAGUUUGACACUAAUGGAGAUGGUGCCAUAAGCACAUGUGAACUCCGAGACGCAAUGAGAAAGCUGCUGGGCCAACAGGUAGGUCUAAAGGAAGUGGAAGAUAUCCUGAGGGAUGUUGACCUGAAUGGUGAUGGGCUUGUUGACUUUGAAGAGUUUGUACGAAUGAUGUCUCGCUAAGAUCAUAAAAUGAUCGGCCCUGAAUGUGAAGCUGUGUCCUCCUCUAAACGUGCCCAAGUACAACAGAGGACCUGCAAAGAUCUUCUGAGCCAUCCAAAUCUGAGUGACACUGGAAAUAAAACUCCUUGAAUGUUAUAGAGCGAGGAGUCACCUCACACUUUCAAUCAAUAAGUGUUCUUCCUGACAAGUCUCUGGUUCAAGUGAGGCAGAAUUUGCUGUAGCCUAGCUAAUGAUUGUCUUAUGUUUUUGCACUUUAAUUCUCACUAAAUGACUUCCUGUGUGGUUAGAUUGCUGGUGUCUUGUCUCAUCCUCUACAUGGUUAAAAUAAGUGUCUCACAAAAUGUCGCCUUUGAUGUACAACUAAGUCAGGACGAGAGAGUGAAUGUCUGUAGAAAAUAUGUAAAAGAUCAGUGCACUGUUGGACAUUUCAGUUCAUUUUCACACAGUAUGUGUUAUAUUAGAAACUGUAAGUGGAAUGUCCUUUGUGUGACAUUGGUGCUCCACCAAGGAACCCACGUGGCAAUAUCACACCUGUAUUGUAACUGUGUGACCAUCUGUGAUUUUUCACUGUGCCAGUCUGAUCCGAUAAAAGCGUCACUGUCUGACAGCUACAUGCAACGAAGAAGCAGAUCUCUGAUAUUAAUGAGAGACAGAAGUUUGAAAUACCUUUCAUACAUGUUAUCUUCUACAGUCUGAGAUCAAGGGAAGCUGAAACACUAUUUACAAGGAUGCACAGCUCUCUUUCAGAACUUAAAUCCUGAGGCCCAAAGUGCUCACUGACAAUAGCCCACUGUGGUUUGCAGCAUCCUAUGCAGUGUAAAUGGAGCAUCUCGGGACUGUCUUUCAAUGCUCACAGGUUUGAAUUCCUGGAGUCUUUAACCUAGCUUUGGGAACAAGAAAUGAGUUUGUUUUGUUUUUUUGGAAAAUCCAUUUUGCCCUGUCUGAGAACAUACAGUAGGAAUGACAUGUGUGAACUGUAUUUACAGUGGAUAUGAUUAUGUUGUACCUGUACUGUACGUCACUGUCAAUAUGAUUGUAUUUGUGGUAACAUUCCACACAUCUGUGUUGUCAAAGCAAUUUUUAUGCAUGCCAAAGAGAGAAAUUUAUUAAAUUCAGUAUGCACAUUUGCAUUUUUGUCUAACAAGGUAAACAAAAUACUUUGCCAAGUUAACUGUAGAAAAAUAAAAGGUGUUUACAUUUGU